AUAAUCGCUUGUAGUCAUAGGAAAUGCAUCACUGCAGCUCAGCAGAUUGUGGAUGACUCACUGUGCUCUUUAACAUAUAAACCGCUGGAAGAACCGUUCACUUCUUUAGGCUGCACAUUCUCACUGGCUCUUCUGUCUACCCAAAAAACACUGGAGUAUUUGUCCAACGUUGGAUUAUUGAAAAAAUGAAAAACGUGCUUUUACCAGUAUUGCUUUUUACAGUCUUCUAUGCGGUGUCCUCUUCAGUACUGCAGAGACGGAUGGAAUUUGAUGAGGCAAUGACUUACCUGAGGCGGUUUGGCUACCUCGACACUCCACUCGACAAGGAAUCACAGGCUGAUGUAAGCGACGAGGCUAUUAGAGAAGCCCUGAGGCUUUUUCAGAGAGUGUCAGGUUUGCCAGUAACUGGAAAAGUUGAUACAGCUACAGUGCUGAAAAUGAAGCAACCACGCUGUGGGGUUGAGGAUCCUUUUAAUCAAAAAUCCAAUAAAUAUAGGCGUUUUGGUGGUAUUUGGAGAAAAAGGAAUCUGACAUUUCGUAUCUAUAACUACACACCUGAUCUGGGGAAGGCGGCAACACAGAGGGCCAUUAGACUGGCUUUUAAAUACUGGAGUGAAAUCACUCCAUUAAGCUUCAAGGAGAUUGAAUAUGGCCGUGCAGAUAUCAGGAUCUCAUUUCAUGCCAGGGAUGGCUGCCUAUCCCCUUUUGACGGACCAGGUAAUGUACUUGCUCAUGCUGAAGCUCCUCCUUCAGGGAUCAUACAUUUUGACGAGGAUGAGUUCUGGACCGAAGGCAAAUACUAUGGUUCUAACCUGCGAAUUGUGGCAGCUCAUGAGAUUGGACAUGCGCUUGGCUUGGGUCACUCUCAGUACAGUGAUGCACUCAUGGCUUCAUAUUACUCUGGCUAUAAAAUAAAUUUCAGACUGCACCCUGAUGACAUCAGAGGCAUCCAGGCAUUAUAUGGUAAAAGAAUCUCGAGCAGCACCACAGAGGAGGGCGUUCAUGCCGUAGAUUCCACAACCACAUCACCUGUCCCAGGAGUUGAUGUUCCUGAUCCAUGUGAUGCCAAACUUGAUGCCAUUAUGCUAGGUCCUUGGCGAAAGACCUUUGCUUUCAGUGGGGAUUACAUGUGGACAAUCACAGAGAUGGGACAUAAUGCUCCAAUAAAGAUCAAGCAGCUGUGGAAAAGCCUGCCAGGGAACCUGAACGCUGCUGUGUACUCACCAAGAACCAACAAGACUUACUUCUUUAAAGGUGAUAAAGUUUGGCGCUACACAAACUUCCGACUCGACUUCGGCUACCCCAAACAGUUGACUAGAAUCCCACCUAACAUUGAUGCUGCCUUGUACUUUGAGAAGAACAAAAAGAUUUUCUUCUUUAAGGGUUCAGGGUAUUGGCAGUGGGAUGAAAUGAUGUACAACGACCUGAGCAUUUACCCCAAACCCAUUUCCCGCCUCUUUACUGGCAUUCCAUCCAACCUGGACGCCGCCUUUACAUGGACCAACGGCAAGGUGUAUUUCUUUAAGGGUGAUAAAUAUUGGCGCAUGAACGAGAAGCUGAUGGUGGAUUCUGGUUACCCACUCAGUAAACGAGAACGGUGGAUGAGAUGCACCCAAUGAGUUUCCUGAAGCGCUAAAAAGAACUUUCACCAUGUUAAAACUGCAGAGAAGUCAGGGACAUGAACACUGAAACGUAUGAUGUGUAGCCAUGCUGUUGUAAUUUACUUCACUUUCCUGUGCGUUCCUUCACUAUAUUGUAAUCUAUAAUCUAUAUUAUAGUUAAUAAUAGUGUUUUAAAAAUUCAACAUGUAGAUCAGAUUCCAGGACAAAUUGCAAUUUGUCCUUUUGAUAAAAACAUGGCCCAAAAAAUAGAAAUAAACAACAGCUUUCUCCAAAAAUCAGUUGUAAAUAUAGUGACCACACUACAAGUGUUAGUGCUAGAAAAGCUUCUGGGUUACAGGUCAUUGGCAUGUCUACAGGUGAGUCGUAGUGAAUGCUGUACAGAUCAUUAGGGAGAACAGGAGUCACAAAAUUUGUCUUUAAUGAACUUGUGCAUAGUUGAUUGCCAUUUUUGUUUCUUAUUUAUUCAUAAAGAGAAAUAGUGUUUAAAGAGCUGAGGUCUGUCAAAUAUGGUCUAUUCAUAGCGCUUUACAUACAAUGGUGCUAAGAUUUUUCUUUUUUUUUUUUUUUUUUUACCCUUUUUUCCCCGUUUGGAAAUGUACCAAUUGCUCUUUAUUAUCACAAAAGAACAGUAUAUAAGAAUACAUAAUGCAUAGGCUUGGUGUUUGGUGGGGGAUGUACAGUAGAGGAAUGUAUGUAUUUCCUCUCCUUGUGUUCCUGCUUUAUGUUUUGGAGAAUGCAAUUAUUAAUGGGCAUUUCGGUUUCUGCGGGUCAAUUUGCUCAGUUUAAACUUUCACUUUUGCUAAUUGCAGGGAUUGUAUUGUACUGUCAAAACACUGAGACAGAGGGAAAACAUAUGAGUACUACACUUUUCAUUCACAUGAUCACAUAACAAAACAGCUGCAGCCAAAAUGGACAAAUAGCAAUAUAUUAAAGACUUUGAUCAGCAGUAAAGUUUGCAAAACUGAGACCUCAACUGCUGCCUUGCACAAUUCUCAGGAGCAAAAUGGGUCAUUAUCAAAGCUUUGUUUCUAUAUUUUAUGCGGAGACAAUUAAAAAAUAAAAAAAUGUUUUGCCAUCA
Molecule: messenger RNA, 2700 nt
Organism: Silurus meridionalis
Lineage: Eukaryota; Metazoa; Chordata; Actinopteri; Siluriformes; Siluridae
Gene: mmp19
Product: matrix metallopeptidase 19
Exons: 9
Coding region: 186-1619 (477 amino acids)
Biological process (GO): collagen catabolic process; proteolysis; extracellular matrix organization
Cellular component (GO): extracellular matrix
Molecular function (GO): metalloendopeptidase activity; zinc ion binding
Source: RefSeq, a predicted model, not a curated record